Molecule: messenger RNA, 2451 nt
Organism: Scedosporium apiospermum
Lineage: Eukaryota; Fungi; Ascomycota; Sordariomycetes; Microascales; Microascaceae
Exons: 2
Coding region: 1-2451 (816 amino acids)
Biological process (GO): cysteinyl-tRNA aminoacylation
Cellular component (GO): cytoplasm
Molecular function (GO): cysteine-tRNA ligase activity; ATP binding
Source: RefSeq, a predicted model, not a curated record
AUGGCUUCUGACGGUCGCAAACAGCCGCCAUGGAGGCCCCCCAAAGCCCAACCUGACGCCCAGCUGCCCCGACUGAAGGUCGACAACAGCCUGACAAGGAGCAAGGAUGACUUUGUCCCAGUCGAUCCGACGGGGAAGGUGGUGACGUGGUACGCGUGUGGCCCGACAGUAUACGAAGAUGCCCAUUUGGGCCAUGCCAAGAAUUACGUCUCGACCGACAUCCUCCGCCGCAUCAUGAAGGACUACUUCGGCUUCCGUGUCAAGUUCGUUAUGAAUACGACCGAUAUCGACGACAAAAUCAUCCUCCAGGGCCGGCAACAGUACCUGCUCGCGCACUUCAAGCAGGAGCAUGCUGCUGAGGACGACUCGGUGAGCGAUUCGGUUUUGGCUGAGGUCAGAGCCGCAUUUCAGCACUACAUUGGCAAGAACCUUCCGUCUCUACCCUCUGAUACAGCCGCGGAAGCUUUUUCUGAGGCAGUUGGCAAGGUAUAUAAGGAAAAGGCAGAUCCACCUCUGGCCGACGCCGCGACAGCCCAGCAGGGCCAAGCUGUUACCGUCGCCGAUUUGCUGUUGAGAGCCCACAUCGGAACGGCACGAUUGGCCGCCGAGGCCCUACAAGCCCCGGGAAAGUUGCCUGAAUUUUUUGCCAAGACGGACGAUAUUUUGCGUCCAUAUCUCGAUGCCUUGCAUGGAGCAGAGAUGGACUCCAAUAACCACAAGAUAUACCUGGAGCUGAGCCAGAAAUUCGAACGCCGCUUCUUCGAGGACAUGGAUGCGCUUAACGUCCUACCUCUCGACCAGCUCACUCGUGUGACUGAGUAUGUCCCUAAGAUUGUCGGCUUUGUUGAGAAGAUCGUGGCCAAUGGUUUCGGUUACGCUACCCCCGACGGCUCCGUAUACUUCGAUAUCGACUCUUUUGAGAAGGCUGGACACAGCUACUCCCGGCUGGAGCCGUGGAACAAGAACGAUCGUGCCCUCCAAGCCGAUGGCGAAGGCUCUCUAUCCAGGGGAAAGUCAAUGAAGCGGAGUGAGAAUCAUUUUGCGCUGUGGAAAGCUAGCAAGCCAGGUGAGCCGGCAUGGCCAAGUCCAUGGGGUCGUGGGCGGCCGGGAUGGCAUAUAGAAUGCUCUGCCAUGGCCUCCGAAGUGCUCGGGAAGACGAUAGACAUCCAUUCGGGAGGCGUCGAUCUUCGUUUCCCUCACCAUGAUAAUGAGCUCGCACUAUCGGAGGCGUACUGGUCGACUCCAGGCUGUCAGGUACAGUGGACAAAUUACUUCAUUCACAUGGGGCAACUGAGGAUUCGAGGCUUGAAGAUGAGCAAGAGCCUCAAGAAUUAUACGACCAUCAGAACAGUCCUCUCUGAAAAGGAGUGGAGUGCACGUUCUCUCCGAAUCUGCUUCCUCCUCAUGCCUUGGCAGGAUGGCAUCGAGGUCACGGACGAGUUUAUGAAGGCUGUAGUCGGCUGGGAAGGCAAGCUCAACAACUUCUUUCUAAAGAGCUUGGAUAUCUCGAAACAUUCGAGUCCGGAGACCACUACAACCGACGACCUUAGCAUCGCAGACCAUCAAUUAUUAAGCUCCCUGGCCAAGGCGAAAGACGACGUCGAUACAGCUCUUUGCGAUUCCUUCAACACAUCAGCUGUUAUGAGAAUCCUCUCUGAUCUUGUUACCGAGUCUAACUCAGCGGAGGCACUUUCAAGCCAGACGGUCAUCUUGCUCGCCCGAUGGGUAACACGCAUCGUCACCAUAUUUGGUCUGGAUCCCGAGGGAGAUCUCAGCAACCAGGACCGCAUAGGGUGGUCGGGCCUCGAUAUUCCUGCGCCAGCAAAACCCUACGUCUACCCUACGUCUCAAUUGCGUGACAAGGUUCGAACCGUGGCCUGUUCCGGCUCGGUCGAUCAUACAGCUAUCGCGAAGUUCGCUGAUGGAGUUGCGGUCGCGGCGUCAGCGCCAGUGGUUGAAUCCUCCAAACCAUACGAUCACGUACUGCAGCAGUUCCGCGCCGACAUCAAGGCACUCGCUGCCCUGCAAGCGCCAGCGAAAGAACUGCUCGCCUUGUGCGACCAGCUCCGCGAUGUCCACCUCUGGAACCUAGGCAUCUAUCUCGAGGACCGCAUCAGCCCCCAGCCUGCUUUAGUCCGGCCCCUUGAUAAGUUGCUCAUAGAGGUGCGGAAGGAGCGAGAAUCAGCUAGCAUUGCGAGGGCAAAGGCUAAGCUGGAACAAGAGGCCAGGGAGGCCGAGAAGGAGAGGGAGCUGCGUGAGGGCGCCAAGGUCGAUCCCUUGCUGAUGUUUAGGGCCUCGGGAGAGUAUUCGGAAUGGGGCGAAAACGGCAUCCCGACCGUGGACGCAGCGGGGAAUGUGGUGUCCAAGAAUAGGCGCAAGAAGCUGGUCAAAUAUUGGGAGAAACAGAAGAAGAGGCACGAGGAAUGGCUGUUGACGCAACGGGCAGCAUAG